Molecule: messenger RNA, 795 nt
Organism: Bipolaris maydis ATCC 48331
Lineage: Eukaryota; Fungi; Ascomycota; Dothideomycetes; Pleosporales; Pleosporaceae
Source: RefSeq, a predicted model, not a curated record
AUGGAUCCUUUGAAUCGACUGAAGCGGCGCCUGUCCAAGCGUUCAUUUCCACGCGCCUACGAGCAUUCUACACACCCUUAUGAAGACGAUGAAUCUGACGCCGCCACUAUGGUCGAAAUCGAGCAAGACUCAAGUUUCCUCCGUCUUCCCGCCAACGCGCGGGAGCUAAUUUACGGCCAUGUACUCGGCAGCAUACAGAUACGCGUAUGCGACACAAGGAAUUGCACCCGCCGUCACAAAUGUCGCUCUCGCGGACGAAAACUUCACUUCGCCACUUACUUCCACCUCCGGAGACGGCAUUUAGCCCUACUAACCACCUGCCGCCAAAUACAUGCCGAGACCAGGCUCCUGCCGUUUGCACUAAAUGAAUUUCAUGGAUAUCACUGGGAUAUGCAACUUGCUGUCUACUACCGCCUGACGGAUGCACAGGUCGGUGCUAUGACGAAUCUUCGCGUAUAUUUUGAAUGCAACGAUGUGAUCUAUUAUCCGGCUCUCGGCCGACGGAGCCCGAGUGUCAACCUUGGUAAAGAUGCUCUUGCCACGCUGCGUGUCCUCGGUCAUCUUCGCGGGCUGCGUAAGCUCACUGUCGAGUGGGUUGGCCCGCACGAUUGGGAGCAUGACUGGGAUAUGGUGGAGGGCAGGAUGGCUUAUCUGAUUGAGGAAGAACUUGAGCAGAUCAGGGGCUCAUGUGAUAUUAAGGUUGUGGUAGUGGGCUGUGAUUAUGUAGAAGACCUCGAUACGGAGCCUGUGUCUGUGUUGGGUGAUAUGCCGAAGCUUGUGUCUUUUUCGGUGUAG